Rotaria sordida is the source of this 603-nucleotide messenger RNA. The record is from the annotation of a GenBank genome assembly. Lineage: Eukaryota; Metazoa; Rotifera; Eurotatoria; Philodinida; Philodinidae.
AUGUCUGUUUACGAUAGUAAAGCAAAUUAUCAUCCAGUAUCAACUUUACCUGGCAGUUUACCACAUGGAUCAUAUCUUCUACCGGGUAAUGGCUAUUACAGUGUCGAAGGACGUUUACCUCGUCUUCGUUAUGAUACACAAAAAAUUCUAAAUGAUCCAAAAUAUACAUAUUCACAAAGUUAUCGAAUUGAUGCCAUGCAAGCAUUACAAAAUGUUAAAAAAGGUACUAGUUUACCUCGAUAUUAUACAUAUUAUCCACAUUUUGAAGCAGCUCGUGAACGACAUAUAUUUGUACCAAAAUAUUUUCCUAAUGAAAAUCCAUCGUGUUAUGAACAUAAAGGUUUACAACAUUUUAAAGAUUUGGCUUCAAAUUCACAAAGAUAUGCACUUCGAAGUAUUAAUAGUUUACCACCUAUUGAUUAUGUUACAAUACCACAAUCUGAUCAACAUGACGAAAUUUAUCGUACUUAUCAACCUAAAAUGCCUUAUGAUAUGAUGGUAUUACGUGAUGAACAAAUGUAUAAAACACCAUAUUCAAAAGAUUUUAUGACACGUAAUAAUACAUUUAUUUCAAGUACUACAUUGGUACCACGUGGAUGUUAA